This is a messenger RNA of Phlebotomus argentipes, 3339 nucleotides long. RefSeq names its product centrosome-associated protein 350-like. Gene Ontology annotation, molecular function: microtubule binding. Gene Ontology annotation, cellular component: centrosome. The transcript is spliced from 5 exons. The record is from RefSeq and is a predicted model, not a curated record. NCBI's taxonomy places the organism in Eukaryota, Metazoa, Arthropoda, Insecta, Diptera, Psychodidae. Bases 132 to 3296 code for a protein of 1054 amino acids. Gene Ontology annotation, biological process: microtubule anchoring.
GUGAAUUCAGAAGUCUAUCGAGUGAUAAAUUCCAACCUCUUGACACAUCGGCCAAUAAAGUGGAAAUCCACGAGGGGAAUCUCACGGAUUUACUCGAGGCAUUCAACCGGAGUCUCACUCAAGUCAUUCAAAUGAAUCAGCAAUUGUAUUCGGCACUCAACAAGUCACCAAAUAAGGCUAUCGCAGUUCACAAUCCUGCUGAGGCGGAGGUGAAAAGUGCUGCUGGGGAGGCAGAACAGAUGCAUGAGUAUGAGGAGUCCUUCGAGGAGGAGGAAGAGGCCAACUCGACGGUGAAGAGCGCCGGCGGGGAAGCCCGGAAGGCGUCAGAUGAUGCAAUUGGUGGCCAGGAGAGCGCCAGAGAGAUUGACAAUUCAAAAGGCGACAAGAGCGGUGAAAUUGUUAAUUGCAGAGCCAACAAAUCGAGCGAAGAGGCCAAUGGGCCCCAAGCGAGAGCCAUCGAAGGCAACGUGAUGGAUGCCAGGGAGACAAAUAGCACUAUAGGCAGUGAUAUAUUUGCCGUGUUCAAUCAAACCGACAUGGAAGUGUCGUACAUUUCAUCUGGCGGCGAUGAAGCCAGAGAAACUUCGAUUACUUACUCAAAUAUUGGUCUCUUUGAGCAGAUGAUCAAGACGGAGAAGAUGAAGGGCGAUCGAUUGUUUAAGAUGAUUCGAACGCGUGAGAAGGCAUUGAUUGAUCGCACAAGAGGACAAAUUGCUUGGCUGGAGUUGCAGAAGAAGAGAUUCAAGGAAAAGGGUGGAAUUCUCCAGAUUUCAGCCAUUCGGAAGAAGCAGCGAGCAAUUUUGCUCAAGUUGGAGCGCGAACGUGGCGAAUUGCAGCGUCAGAUGCGCUCACAACCCACGUCGCCGACGAAGAAGUCGCCAAGUCACCGGGUCAGAGUGGUGGAGAAGACAAUCUCCAAUGUUGUGAGUCUCAGGCGAUCGCCACUUCCGGCACUGGAGAAUCGUGGAGCUGUGAAAGGGUUCGAGAUGGCGGCAGGAACGACACUUGAGAAAUUGCUGGAACAGAGGGAAAAGGAGCUGCAGAAGCGUCGAGAGCAUGUGGAAUUCCUUCUGCAGUGGCAUCAGAGACUUGAGCGGGAGGAGAAGAAUGUUCGUGAGAUGGAGAAUAAGUUGCUCAAUAGUAAUUUGGAGAGAAUUGCUGAGAAGCAGAAUCUUCAGGCUUUGACUGAUGGGAAUGAAGAGGAGGAAAAGAGUAGCGAAGCUAUGAAGAGAGUUGAGGAUAUCGAUAAGAGUCUCGAGAUUCUGCACAAUAUUGUUCAAGAGAGUGGAAGUGAGGCUGAUUUUGUGGCAGUUCGAGGAGCAAAGCUCAAUUAUCUGUGGAAGAAGCUUGUUGGGAAGGAGGAGGAGAAAUUCUCACCUGAGAGUGUCAUCAAGAUGACUAAAGAGGAUUUUUCACAACUCUACGAAGAUGCGAAAAUCAGAAUUCUGAGAGAAUUUGACGAUGAGAAGAAGAUACGACAGUUGAUGGAUGAAUCUGUGGCUUCAGUCACGCGGGAAUCGAAUUCUCAGCAUUCCACAGAAGCGGAAGAAGAGGAAGAAGAGGAGGAGAACACAGAGAAAUGUGAGGAACAGCCUUUUCCAGGAUACUCUACAGAUGACUUUGAAACUGUUGCAGAGUCGGAAAAGGUUGUUGAAAGUGGUUUAGAAGAGGCGGAAACGAAUGUAGUUAAGAGUCCGGAGGAAUCAUUCCAGGAAGAGUGUUCAAAAAACGAUCAGACUGAGGAUCAAAGUCAUUCCGAAGCCACAAGAGACAGUAUCAAUCGUGAGGAAGCAUUGAUAACAGCAGAAGAAUCCGUGAAGAGUGAGAUGAAUUUAAUCAGUGAAGCUUUUUCUCCGGAGAUUCUCAGUCAGGCGGAGGAGGAGCAGCUAAUCAGUGAAAUAACACUGCCCUCAUUCAGUGACACAACAAUUGCGGAUGAGACGAUUGUUGAGGAGGAGGCUGAAGGGCUGGAGGAGAGUGAGCAAACAGAAGAUAGAAGCGACGAUAUUGUGGUGAAUUCUGAAAAUAGUCCAAAUUCUCACGACGGAGACGCAGAAAAUGGUCUAGAUAGUGACUUAUCAGCGCAUUCCAAGCAUGAAAAUCUCGAUAAGACACUCAACAUAUCUCAGGAGUCUCUCAACACAGCCCAAGAUGUUGAGUCAGUGACCCUGGAGAGCUUCGAGGAUGACGAGGGAGGCGAAGAAGUACAGUCAGAGUUGGAGAAGAGGAUCAUUCAAGUGGAUGUGAGUUUGAAGGAUUUGAGCAGCGCCAUGGAGAAAUCACCCAUUCUGGAGGCUUUGAGUCCUCGUGAGACAUCAUCAUCAGCAUCAACAGGAUCCUCAAAUUCCUCCCCGGAAGCUUCUGUGCAAUCCGGCGAGGAAUCUCGCGCCUCAACGUCGAGUGAGAGAUUGGAAAGUGUGGCAAAUGGUGAGGAUAAUUCAUCUCAGGAGAGCUCAAGUCGCUUCAUUCAGGAGAAUUAUGCGGAAGUUUAUCCUAAAUCACCAGAUGAUUCUCAGGGCAGUGGAAGUUUCUCACAGCAGAAGAUCAGAGACUACAAGAUUCCCAAUAGAAUGCCGGAUAUUAUCAGCGAAGCUGAACUCCUGCGACGGCAGCAAAUGCAGAUUGAGCAGGAGAUUAAGCAACUGGAGCAAUCAGUUCCGGCAGUCUUUCUCAGGGAAAUCCCCAACAAACCACCGCCACCGUAUGUGCCUCCUGCCCAAGACAGUCCCUUGGCCACGAUCUUUCCCUCCGAAGACAGAGUGAUGGAAUUGGUGAAUGAUCGCACGAAGGAAUUGUACUUCAGCGUCAACUCAGGGAAAGCAAUUGCCGAAUCUGCGUCUGACUGCUCCAGCAUCACGAAUGUCUACGAGAAGAUCGUCGUGGGCAUGUGUGAAGAGAUCUUUGGGGACAUCAAUGAGACUCUGGACACACAAUAUGAUGCGCCUUUUCAGCGCGUGCGUCUGUAUCGCAACAAACUCGCCUUCUUCAACCCUCCAGAUCGUCUGGCGUGUAUCCAGGAUCACAUCCUGGAGUCCAUCGCGCGAAUCCUGCCCGGCCUGGGAAGCAUGCCGCGGCAGACGCUGCAAUUGCCGGCCAACAGUCGACGGAAGAGGGAUCAAAUCGAUGAGAUUGUGAUUGAGGAGAUGCUGGAGGAUGACUGGAAGUGGAGUAACUUCCAGAUUGAGGAGACUGAGGUCCUCGACACGAUGACCGAGACGAUCUUCAGCACACUCCUUGAGGAUGCCAUCCGGGACAUCGACGUGGCGUACACGAAGAAGUUUCCUCACAAUUCCUAGGACAACAACAACGAUGAUGAUGAUGUGCCUGACACUUGAUGAU